Messenger RNA from Ectocarpus siliculosus, 2835 nucleotides. NCBI's taxonomy places the organism in Eukaryota, Phaeophyceae, Ectocarpales, Ectocarpaceae. The record is from the annotation of a GenBank genome assembly.
AUGAUGACCGCGAUCCAAGCGGCGGAUGCAACUGAUGCGGCAGCCGCAGCCGCGAUAAUGCCAGCGGCAGGGACCGCAGGCCGCCACCGCCGACGGCCAGCAGCUUCGGCCUCUGCUGCUACCACCACGCACACGGCGGUGCUUCUCGCGUGGUGGGUGGUGGCAUGCCUCGCUUCCGCGGCGCCCUCCGCUUCGGCAGCAGCAGCAGCAGCAGAAGUGCCUAGCCGAACGCCGCCGGUCCGCCAUUCUUCCGACCAGCAGCGGAGCAACCCGCAUUUCGGCGGCACGGCGGUCGCCGACCCCGUAACGACGACAGCACCGGGAGACCGAUUUAUGCAACCCACGACCACCGCAGGAGCCGCCAGCGGUGGUGCCCCACGACCGGAGACGGUCCAUGCAGCUCGCCGGCACCGGCGGCGUGGUGACGGUGGGCCUAUACCACCGGCUGCGAACACCGCAGCAGUAUAUAACGGCCGGCCCGCUGGUGAUGACGGCGCUGUCGCAUUGGCCAGACGCGCCGGCAACGGCGGUGGUGCUGCAAGGCGGCGUGCUCUGCUGGCGAGCGUCGGGACGCCUCGACAACAGAACGACAACGGCCGCGUGGCAUCGGGGUUGGGAUGGGGGGGUGGGGCGACGUCGCCGGGAGCGGCGGCUGUAGCGGUAUCUCCUAGGCGACUGGGGGUGGCACACCCUACCGCAGCCGCCAUACCCGGGACCAGCGGCUUGCCGACACAACCUACCGCCGACACCUCGCAACAAUCUGCUGAAGAGCAGCAACAACCCGCACCGGCACCGACGACUUUGGCGUCAGCAGCGGGACCAGCAGCAGCUGAUGUCCCGCAAGACAUCUCCAGUUCAACAGGCUCUGGACAAGAUAGUUACCAGCAGCAUCAGCAGCAGCGAGAGAAAGGAAGAGCGAAGGAGAGCAGGUCGAGGACGGGGAGCGGGAGAGCGGGGGCUAGCCGCGGAGGGCAUGGCGGCGACGUCGGCGGCCGAUCACGAAGCCGGAGAGCCCGGGAAUCGGCCUUACCAAGCGGGACUCGGAUUCCGCCGGACGUCGUGCCAAGCCUGAGCGAGGCCGAGCUAGAGACCUCCGAUGCUGGUUACGUUCUGCAGGGCAUCGACAAGGUAGCAGCUGAUCUCGUGGACUGCGAUAGGCUCGACGUUACUUUCGAGGACAUCGCCGGCAUGGAGGCCAUGAAGCGAUCUCUGCAGGAGAUCAUAUCGGAGCCACUCGACCUCCCCACAGACUUGUACCCUGCACGCCUCAUCAAGCCCUGUACCGGAAUCCUCAUCUACGGACCCCCUGGCUGCGGGAAGACUCUCAUCGCAAGAGCGGUCGCCAAGCAGAGCGGCGCGGCCUUCCUGAGCGUCAAGGCCUCCACGCUCAUGAGGACAUCCGCCGGCGGCGGCGGCGGCGGCGGCGGCGGGAGCGACCGCCGGUCAAAUGACAGUCCCGGCUGUGGCGGCGGCGGGGUCGGGCACUCGAGUGUCAUGGUCCGAGCCGUGUUCAGCCUCGCCCGGAAGGUCCAGCCCUGCAUCGUCUUCCUGGAUGAGGCCGACGGCCUGUGCUACAAGCGCGAAGAGGGAGACAGGGCGGUUAACAGAGGCAUGAUGACGGAGCUGAUGCAACUUUGGGACGAGCUCUCCUGUUCGGGGCAGGACAGGCAGGACAGGGUUGUGGUGCUCGCCGCCACGAAUCGACCCUGGGACCUCGACCCGGCGGUGCAGAGGCGUUUUUCUCGGUCGUUCCAGGUGGGCUUGCCCGACCGCAAGAUGCGGAAGGCGGUGCUGAUGAAGGCUCUCGAGGACGUGGAGGUGGAGGAGGGUUUCGACUGGCGGGAGUUGGCCGUCAAGACGGAGGGGUACAGCUGCGGGGACGUCGUGGAGCUCUGCCGAGAGCGCGACGUCGGGCUGGCGGAUUCGGAGGAGGCCGCCGUUGCAGCGGCGGCACCCGCAGAGGCGGCGGCUCUUCCGCCGGUUCGGAUGCGGCCGCUCCGCAUGUCUGACGUCACCUCCGCGCAGGCCCGGGUGGUGCCGGUGUUCUGGCAAGCGGAGGCGUUUCGCAACACGUACGAGGGGUACAUGUGCUCCCUCAUGGACCACGCAAGGAAGAAGUGGUCGCAAUGAUUUGGCCAGCACGGAGGAUUAGAUGUAUGUAUAAUAGUCGUCGAUCACCGUUGUGUCACCGUUGUGUGUGUGAACUGAACUGACUGCCGUCUCCUUUGCAUUUAGAAGCAUAUCUAGUGCUGCGGACCCUCUGUUGCUGCGACGAUACCGGACGAAAUUUCGAGCCCACGUGUGUUUUUGGCCACCUAGAGACAGCAGUCCUAAGGUUGUGAUCGCCCUGUCUAGGCCGGUGGCACGUACGUACGCUUGGUUCGGAGAAGGUUCUCGUGUAGUAACCUGCAUAAGAAUAAUCAAAGCAUUAUAUUACUUGUCAGCGUUGACUACAUAAAGUCCAAAGUUUCGGUUUUGUGGUCAGAGGAGAUUUGCCAAAUGGUUUUAUGCAGGCUUUUGUGUAUACCGGUGUUUCAACAAGGGGAAUCGUUCUGCGGGAUAUGUAACGGUUUGUCGGGGUGAUCGGUCGAGCUUUUGGUCGUGCGUCGAGGUUAUGAUGCUUCGCGCCGCUUCGCAACCGGGUGUCUGAAUAAUUCCUAUAUCGCGCAUCGACACAUACAUACCUUCGAAAGAACGAAUGUUCCUGUUGCAGAGGUUGGUUGGUGCUAUUACCGUUUUGUCUUGUACUAUGUGUUGAAAGUUGCACCUGCGGUAAGUGCUGGGUGAUACAGGGGACCAUAGCCUUGUGGGCGGGAUCCGGUGUAUUUGUCGAAU